CCUUUCCACACGCCUAUGGUGCAAUAGAUGGACAAAGUUUAACGCACUCCAGCUGCCAAUUUCUUUCGCUAUAGCAAAAGACAGAAGGGGAGAGAUGACGGAGUACGAUGAGCGUACUAGCAACUGUGCGUCAAAUAUGUAUUUACCAAGUUGUACAUAUUACGUUUCCGCGCCUGAUUUUUCAACAGUCUCUUCGUUUUUACCACAGACCACGUCGUGUCAAAUUAAUUUUCCUUAUUCUUCUAACAUAGCUCAAGUCCAGCCUGUUCGAGAAGUGUCUUUCAGGGACUAUGGACUGGAUCACCCAAGCAAAUGGCAUUACAGGGGCAGUUACGCUUCGUACUACUCAACGGACGAGAUAAUGCACCGAGACUUAAUCCAGUCGUCGAACCGUGCGGAAAUGAUAUUCAAAAACGAUUCCCUGUACAGCCAUCACGCCAGUACGAACUCGACAUGCAAUUUUUUCACAAAUGUCGGCCGAAAUGGUGUUCUUCCUCAAGGAUUCGACCAGUUCUUUGAGACUGUGAACUCCGAGAAGCCGAACCCGGACAAAUCACAACAAAAGACAGACUCCAUUCUUCCUGGAGAUGCUGAAUAUAUUAAAGAGACUUCAGAUGCUUCUGAAGAGUCUAAACGAGAUGCAAGUGAGGACAUAGACGAUACUUCUUCGAUAUCAAACAGCGCUGGGGACAAGAUCAACGGCCAAAGUACUUCAAAGUCCAGAAAAAAAAGAUGCCCCUACACCAAAUAUCAGAUCCGAGAACUUGAACGAGAAUUCUUUUUCAAUGUGUACAUUAACAAGGAAAAGAGGCUCCAAUUGUCGAGGAUGUUAAACCUGACCGAUCGGCAGGUGAAGAUUUGGUUUCAGAACAGAAGAAUGAAAGAGAAAAAGGUCAACCGGGACCGGCUUCAGUAUUUCACUGGAAAUCCCUUAUUCUAGUAUUUUACAUUGGGAAAUGUGCUUCAAAACCGAUUCACUUGAGUUUUUGGAGGGACAUUUCAAUCUAGACAAACUACAGAAGGUGAAACCUCGCUUAAAAAACUGAACAUUGUACACAGUCUGGAUAUAUCUAUGCAAGGCUCUUGGUAUCUUCUACUUAUAGCCACUUACCUCAAAAAACUCAUGAAUCCUGAUAUUUGAAAUAAGAUUCUAUCCAGUGAAGAAAUCGUCCAGGAGACCUCGACAUAAUGUCCAUUUUAAUAUCUCUAUGGUAAAAAUUGUAAUCUCUAGUCUAUAUAUACCCUACUUUUUAUUUAUUUAACUUUACAUGAUAGACUUUGGUGGAUUUUCAAACAUUGCUGUAAGCAACUCGAACUUUGAUUACAGUAAUCAAUAACUAUAAUAAGUAAUUUAUAGUAGUAUAUUUGUGAAUGCAUUUAGUAGACGCAUGUGAUGUACAAUGUG
Messenger RNA from Esox lucius (northern pike), 1405 nucleotides. It is a transcript of the gene hoxd11a, whose product is annotated as homeobox D11a. Gene Ontology annotation, molecular function: DNA-binding transcription factor activity, RNA polymerase II-specific; RNA polymerase II cis-regulatory region sequence-specific DNA binding. Gene Ontology annotation, cellular component: nucleus. Lineage: Eukaryota; Metazoa; Chordata; Actinopteri; Esociformes; Esocidae. The record is from RefSeq and is a predicted model, not a curated record. Gene Ontology annotation, biological process: anatomical structure development; regulation of transcription by RNA polymerase II. The coding region runs from base 95 to 940 and encodes 281 amino acids. The transcript has 2 exons.